AUGCGUUCGAUUUUAAUCAUCGCUGUAAUCUGCGCUGUGUCAUCCGCUCAUCAUCUGGAUUCAAAGAAAUUCGGAAAGGGAUUCGAGGAUCUCCUGGAUCAGAACAAGUUCGAGGACAUACUGAAAGGAGGCAAGAUCGACGAUCUCCUUGGAAACUUGAAGAAUGUCGGCGAUAGAACCAAGAACUCGCUCAAGUUUGCCUCCAACCUCCACAAGCAGCUGAAUAGCACGGAAAAGAAACCCUUGAACGAGUUCUUCCAAUUCAUCAUCAAGUAAGUCCCCCAUACCACCUUUUAAAUCGUCUCAUCUAGGCAUAAGAAGGAAUAUGACAAUGAAACCGCAACCUCGGAGCGCUUCCAAAACUUCCGUGAAUCCAAAAGACGUGCUGAACAGCACCAAAAGCUAGAUCCCAGCGCCACUUAUGGGACCAACAAGUUCUCCGACCUGACCAAGGAAGAGUUCAUUGCCCAAAAGACUGGAAUCAACGGCAUUGAGCACGUACUACGUCUCCAUUCCACGGCCAAGCCUGCUAACCACUCCCGCGUUAAGCGUGACACCCCUCCUUCAGCUUUUGACUGGAGAGAUUGGGGUAUCAUUUCAUCCAUCAAGGACCAAGGAAGCUGUGGAUGUUGCUACGCUUUUGCUGCGGUCGGCGCCGUCGAAGCUAAUCACAAGCUUUACACGGGAGAUGAUGAGCUGGAUCUGAGUGAACAGCAAAUGGUUUCCUGUACUUACCAGAACCCCAACUACGGUAACAAUAACGGAUGUAAUGGCGGGUGGUCAGAUAAGGUCAUGGACUACAUUAGAGAUAAGGGAAUUACUUCCGAAGCCAGCUACCCCUACACCUCUGGAUCCAGUGGGAAAAUUCCUAGCUGCAAAUCCAAGAGCCCCGUUAUCUAUAUCUCUGACGAAGAAACCGUUCCAGCUGGGGAUGAAGACGCCAUGGCCGACUACAUCUACAACGUUGGUCCGAUUGUUACUUGUAAGUUUAAUCUCACUCGUAUCAGCCCUUUUUCUAGACCUUGAUGCUCACCAGAUCAUGGACUAUACCGGUGGAAUCAUUGACGCUCCAAAGCCUUCUGGCGGUUGGGUCAUCACCCAUGCCGUCGUGACGGUUGGCUACGGUAACGAGGGUGGAAAAGACUUCUGGGUGAUGAAGAACCAAUGGGGAGAGGACUACGGAGAAGCUGGAUACUUCAGAGUUCGUCGCGGCGUCAACAGCCUGCGCAUCGCUGACUUCAACUACGUUCCAAUUAUUUAAAAAUUUCAAAAGCAUACAUUGCGUUGACGUCCAACUUGUUAAAAAUAAAAAGCGCUGAACAAAAAUUGACUCGUAUUGUGUGUAAAUAAGGCGAAACGUUUCUGUUCCGUUUCAGAACUGCCAACAUUUGAAUGGUAAUCAAAUCCUGGCGUUGGAGUCGCUGAUUGAUCAGAUUGCGAACACUGAGGAGCGUCUUGAGACCUUCCGCAUGUUCCUGAUCAUCUACCCGGAGAAAGGAGAGGCUCAGUAUUCGCUGAUGGGCAAGUGUAAAGUCAUUACGUUGGACGAUGACUACAGUCUGAAAGGAUUCUUACAGUACUGUUAUUCCACGAUCUCGCCCAGCUGGCUUCAUGAGCAGCUAGAUACGGUCGGUUUAGGCCAUUGGCGUGUUGUAAGCGUUGCUUGAUUUCAGCCGCAACGUCGUGAGAUGUUGUAUCGAUUGUCCUGUUUCCACUUUUGUAUCGUCGAGCGAUGCAAAUACGGAAUUUUUGGGUGGAUCACAGACUUUUCGGUGUCCACAGUCAACUUUGAGUCUGCUGCGAAUUUGUUCAAGGUAAUAUGACGUGGAUGGUGAGCUCAAUUUCAGGACCUCUGCGACCGAUGGGCGGAGAUUUCGUUCAACUCCCUCUUCUCCAACGUCCUGGAAAUCGCCUACUUGGCUGACAUGUCAGACAAGUACGAUCUGCUGGUCUUUCGCACAAUCGCUCAAUGGAUCUUCUCCGGCUUGAACAAGCAUGACAACGGAGUGGUGGACAACCUGCAUCUGAAGACCUAUAAUGUUGCGCCAGCUCUAAUCUUGGAGCAGAUAAAGAAAACGAAAUUUCCAAAAGAUACGGCGAUGAGUGGUUUGAAUGAAGCCGUGAUCCGAAGCUGCAAACGGCGACAAGUUUUGGCGAUAAAAAAGUCGGUCUUGGAGAUGUUGAAGGAAGACCAAGAGGAGAUUUUUGAAGUCGAUGAGGACUUCAACGAAGCCUCAAAUGAAUUUGUCUAUUCGGUUAGUGCGACACAAACUGAGGAAGUUACAGGCGUGGAGUAUUGCGUGAGGAAUGAGAUCAGAGCAAUCGAAGAGGCUGGGAUUCCUUCCAAAAGGCAAGCUUUGCUUUGAGUUUUUCGGAAACUUGAAAAUGAUGAAAUUUUCGCUUUUUCUACAUAUCAGUCUGUCGGGAAAAUAUUGAGCCCUCUGUAGCAUUAAAAUUCACAUCACCGCCAAGAAAAUGAAUUGUGUCGCGGCAAAAUCAAAUUGCUUUUCACUUUAGCGACGCAAUUUUCAAUGCGACCCUGCGCUCAUUAUUUUCCCGACAGACUGAUUUUAGUACUACUUUCAUGAAAUGCAUGGACAUUUUUUCUUUAUCGCACAGUGCAUUUUGAACUUACUCCGACUCUUGUCGUAACGCACAGUGCCAUAACCGACAAUCUUAGAGGUCACAAGAGCAAAUUGUAGGCCAAAAAAGCACCGCUUUAUAACGAACCCCUUCUAAAACAAAUUUGUUUUUUGGGUCCUUGUUGCUCAUGGGCUGACUGUAACAUUUUUUUAAUUAUUAGAGCUCUCUUACAGGCUUGCCUACCUCAAGACGCUCCUCGAACAGAGCGAUGGAAUUCAUCGUGUUGAAAUCAGGAAUUUCCAACGGCCACAAGCUAUUUUGGAACAGCUAAAACAAGACUACGCCAAACGGCAGAAAUUGCCGUUGGAUGAGGUGAGUAACUCUUGGCAAAACGCUAUCAAAUACUAGUUGCUGAAGCUCCAUUGACUUUCUUAUUUCCGUUCAAUAAACAACAAUAAUAAAAAAAUAAUGAUAUUUCCAGUUGAUCGUCUUCGGAACUCUCCGUCUUCCCGUCUCAACGGAUUUUGUCGAAUUCUCCGGCUGCUGUAUGCUUGGCGCCGGCUACGAUAAGGAUUACAACUGCCUUCAGGAGGCUCGGACUCCGAUUCAGUCCAUCGACACGGUCUAUGUGCUGGUGAAGCGCAAGAACCUGCCAGUCAAGCCGGAAUCGCUGAAUGUGCCGUUGUAUUACAAGCAGCUGAACGGAGGCUUUGUCCAUUUGUUGGACAUUGAAGUCGAGUCCAAUAUCCCGUCGAAUCAUUGGCUUCUUCGAGGAGCGAAAUUAUGUACGGCUAGCCCGAUCAAAUUGGAGGCAAUGGAAGAGGAAACUGCCGGUUCCAAUAGGUAG
Bursaphelenchus xylophilus (pine wood nematode) is the source of this 3430-nucleotide messenger RNA. The record is from the annotation of a GenBank genome assembly. NCBI's taxonomy places the organism in Eukaryota, Metazoa, Nematoda, Chromadorea, Rhabditida, Aphelenchoididae.